CGAGACCCAUCGUUAAUGCAGAUCGUGUCCGGUUUUGUCCCACAGCAACAGAAGAACCUGGACGGAUAUGUGGGCUUCGCAAACCUCCCCAACCAAGUUUACAGAAAGUCGGUGAAGAGAGGCUUCGAGUUCACGCUAAUGGUCGUGGGAGAGUCAGGGCUGGGGAAGUCGACCCUCAUCAACUCGCUCUUCCUCACAGAUCUGUACUCUUCAGAGUAUCCGGGACCUUCUCACAGAAUCAAGAAGACUGUCCAGGUGGAACAGUCCAAGGUGCUGGUGAAAGAGGGGGGGGUGCAGCUGCUGCUCACUAUCGUGGACACGCCGGGCUUCGGAGAUGCCGUAGACAACAGCAACUGCUGGCAGCCGGUGAUCGAUCACAUCGACAGUAAGUUUGAGGAUUACCUCAAUGCAGAGUCGCGCGUCAACAGGCGGCAGAUGCCUGACAACAGAGUGCACUGCUGCUUGUACUUCAUCGCCCCCUCUGGUCACGGGCUGAAACCCCUGGACAUCGAGUUCAUGAAGCGGUUACACGAAAAAGUCAACAUCAUCCCGCUCAUCGCCAAAGCAGACACACUGACUCCAGAGGAGUGCCAGCAGUUCAAGAAGCAGAUAAUGCGAGAAAUCCAGGAGCACAAAAUCAAGAUCUACGAGUUCCCUGAAACGGACGAUGAAGAGGAGAACAAACUAGUGAAGAAGAUCAAGGACCGACUGCCGCUUGCCGUCGUCGGCAGCAACACCAUCAUCGAGGUAAACGGGAAGCGUGUGAGAGGGAGGCAGUACCCCUGGGGUGUGGCUGAGGUUGAGAACGGAGAGCACUGUGACUUCACCAUCUUACGAAACAUGCUCAUCAGAACCCACAUGCAGGACCUGAAGGACGUGACUAAUAACGUUCACUACGAGAAUUACCGCAGCAGGAAGCUCGCCGCCGUCACCUACAACGGAGCGGACAACAACAAGAGCAAAGGCCAGCUCACCAAAUUUGAGACAGGUGAUGGCAUGAGUCCCCUGGCUCAGAUGGAGGAGGAGAGGAGAGAGCAUGUGGCUAAGAUGAAGAAGAUGGAGAUGGAGAUGGAGCAGGUGUUUGAGAUGAAGGUGAAGGAGAAGCUCCAGAAGCUGAAAGACUCUGAGACGGAGCUGCAGCGGCGUCAUGAGCAGAUGAAGAAGAACCUGGAGGCUCAGCAUAAAGAGCUGGAGGAGAAGAGGAGGCAGUUUGAGGAGGAGAAAGCAAGCUGGGAGGUUCAACAACGCCUGGUGGAGCAGCAGAAACUCGACGCCUCUAGGACUUUGGAGAAAAACAAAAAGAAAAAGAUCUUUUAAAGUGGAUCAACCAUCAUGAUGUACCAGUUGCCAACGAUGCCAGCCUGACUGUCUGUCGGUCAUACAUAACAAAAUAUCUCCACCCUGUCUCUCUCUCUCUCUCUCUCUCUCUCUCUCUCUGUCUCUCUCUCUGUCUCUCUCUCUCUCUCUCUCUCUCUCUCUCUCUCUCUCUCUCUCUCUCUCUCUCUCUCUCUCUCUGUCUCUCUGUCUCUCUCUCUCUCUCUCUCUCUCUCUGUCUCUCUCUCUCUCUCUCUCUCUCUGUCUCUCUCUCUCUCUCUCUGUCUCUCUCUCUCUCUCACUCACUCACUCUCUCUCUCUCUCUCUCUGUCUCUCUCUCUCUCUCUCUCUCUCUCUGUCUCUCUCUCUCUCUUUCUGUCUUUCUCACUCUCUCUCUCUCUCUCUCACUCUCUCUCUCUGUCUCUCUCUCUCUCUCUCUCUCUCUCUCUCUCUUUCUGUCUUUCUCACUCUCUCUCUUUCUGUCUUUCUCACUCUCUCUCUCUCUGUCUCUCUCCCUCUCUCUCUCUCUCUCUCUCUCUCUCUCUUUCUGUCUUUCUCACUCUCUCUCUUUCUGUCUUUCUCACUCUCUCUCUCUCUCUCUCUCUCUCUCUCUCUCUCUCUCUCUCUCUCCCUCUCUCCCUCUCUCCUCCCCCUAAAGAUGCCGACAGACUCGACUCCAAAGCGACCAGAAGGCUGCAGUACACCUCAGGCCGUUUAUUCAUUGUGUUAAUUUUUUAAAAGUGAAGAAAAAAAAAAUCUAAAUUGUGUGGCUUUAUUUUUAUUUUUUUCUCUCUCUCUAAGAAAUGUUAAGCGCUUCCAUUUUGUGUAAUUUAAGGCCACAUCGUAUACCUUUUUUUUUUUUUUUUUUUGUCGUCGUCUUUCUUUGUGUAACAUUUCAGUUACAUCGUGUUACAUCUCCACCCCGCUGCAGCGCUCGUUUACGGAGACGCUGCGUUAAUCGACCGUGAUCGAAGCGUCGUGAUCUACACAUGUUUAAAUACUUAUGGAUGCGUUUGUUCCCUGCGUUGACAUGUGUUAAUGAUCCCCUAGGGUUCAGGGUCACCGUGUGUCAUCAGACAGAGAGCUCACAUCAGGACCUUUACAAAACCUCAGAAAGGUUCUCUGGAACACUAUAUUUGGACGCACUGUAUACAUAUAGACUAAAGUGCACUGAACACCAUCACAUCGUCCAGCUGUGAAGCGUGGUGGUGGAUGUAUUUAAUGCUUCACUCUGGAUGGUGUGGUGGAGAUCUUCCUCCUGUGCCUGUACCUGCAUCAGAUCAGAUCUCCGUCAGAGCUCCCGGUCACGCUCGUACUGAUCGUUUGUUUCUUUCUAAAGCUGUUAAAUGCUUGUUGAUUAACGCGGAGCGUAAACGUGUCUGUUGUGAUUUUAUUCCCCUCAGCAUCCCCUUUUCUCUCUGUGGUAGUGAGCCGUUACUGUACGGAUUCAGUCACACCGCACGGUUCCUCUAAAGGCUUUUCAUCAACACCUAGAAUCCUAUAAGCCAGUCUGCCUUUUCUUCUCUUUUAAAUGUUCUCUUUAUGAUCCAGAUUAGCGCUCGCUGCUCAUUGGCUGAUUGAAACAGCGAAUGUGAGAUUGAUCCCUCCCACAUUUUAGCUUCCCAUUAUUUUACUGCACCUAUAUAUUUUUUAAAAAGUCGUCCUCCUUUUUUUUUCACUUUUAUUGUACAAAGUCACGUAAUAAAAACUGUGAUGAUGAACUUAA
Molecule: messenger RNA, 3040 nt
Organism: Tachysurus vachellii
Lineage: Eukaryota; Metazoa; Chordata; Actinopteri; Siluriformes; Bagridae
Gene: septin7a
Product: septin 7a
Exons: 13
Coding region: 16-1317 (433 amino acids)
Biological process (GO): cilium assembly; cytoskeleton-dependent cytokinesis
Cellular component (GO): cell division site; microtubule cytoskeleton; septin ring
Molecular function (GO): GTPase activity; GTP binding; molecular adaptor activity
Source: RefSeq, a predicted model, not a curated record